Molecule: messenger RNA, 4622 nt
Organism: Papilio machaon (common yellow swallowtail)
Lineage: Eukaryota; Metazoa; Arthropoda; Insecta; Lepidoptera; Papilionidae
Product: guanine nucleotide exchange factor DBS-like
Exons: 20
Coding region: 282-3416 (1044 amino acids)
Biological process (GO): intracellular signal transduction
Cellular component (GO): cytoplasm
Molecular function (GO): protein binding; guanyl-nucleotide exchange factor activity
Source: RefSeq, a predicted model, not a curated record
CGUAUAUACGGCACCAGUAGUAAAAUCACAUCGCUGCAUGUUGCUAUAGUUUUCUUUCAUACCUGCGACUAUAUGCGGUAUUAUUUAAUUUAUUUGCACGCGAAUUAGGUUCGAUGAACGAAUUCGGAUAAAAAAUGUUCAACCAUUAUACAAUAGUAUGUUACAGUGGCAAUAUGAAAUCGUACAAAAUUCCAUAUCAAAGGAAAUAGCGACGUAGAACGAAAAUGUCGUAGACUGGAUGAUAUUGAAUAGUGUUUGUUUUUGGUGUUUCGGUGGAAACGAUGGCCCACUCGCCAACGAGCUUGGAAACGCAAAUAGACAGUUUUCUGGAACAGUUUAAGAGGAGCGCUUCGAAGGCCAUGGAAGAAAGAAUGGAGUGGCCAGAUGGACUCUCGCCCGGAGCCGUCGUCAGGUCUCGCAGCAGCUGCUUUACCCUGGAUGCUGCUACUGAAGCGGAGUGCGAUGGCUGCGGUAGCGAGGGCGAGGAGGGGCGUAGUGUGGGUGAACUGCUGCUGCCGCAAUAUGCGCUGGCGACUGGCGGGCUGGCGCGUGACCACCGGCCCCUCAUCACCUUCCCCGACAACAGCAACUUCCACCUUCUCUCCCCGGCUGAGUACAGGCGCCUGCUACUCUACCUCACCUCAGUACCUUCAUUAUUAGAAGCCGAAAUGGGGUUUCACAUAAUAAUAGAUCGAAGGAAGGACAGAUGGAAUUCUGUGAAGACUGUCUUGAUAAGGAUAUCUGAGUUCUUUCCCGGCAUGAUCCACUCAGUAUACGUGCUGCGUCCAGCCAGUUUUCUCCAGAAGGCGUUGUCCGAAGUCAGUAGCAAGCUGUUCAAAGAGGAGUUCAGGUUCCGAGUCCUCGUGUGCUCCUGCAUCGAGGAGUUGUACGAGCAUUUCGACCGCUCCCAACUGACACCGGAUUUAGGUGGAGAGUUGCAGUACUCACACUCGGAAUGGAUACAGCAGCGAAUAGCUUUGGAGAAAUUUUCGACGCUAAUGAAGGAGAUAUCUACCAAAUUAGACGAUUUUAUGCAUGAAAUAGUCGACUGCGAUAUGGGUAACGAUCCUACACAAACCAAAGAAUUACUAGACUGUCAAGAAACUAGGUAUAAAGCUUUAAAAACAGAACUGUCUACAGCAACGAGUCAGGGCGAAGAGUUGCUGACGCAAGUUAGGAAACCAAAUCUAACCUACAAUAUUAUAAGUCACGUGGCGGCCGUAGAGAGGUUACUAGUACAAUUAGACGAGACUGAGAAACAAUUCGAUAAUUUCUGGCAAAAACAUUCCACAAAAUUAAACCACUGGUUGAAAUUUCGUACAUUUUUAUUGAAUUUUAAACAAAUGCAGGCAACUCUAGAUAAUCAUCUAAAGACAGCGUGCGAUAUGACCGAAGUCGGAGAGACGGCGAGUAGAGUUGAGAGCCUAAUACAGGAAGCUAACGAUUUUGAGAAACUGUGUAAUUGCGAUCUCGAUACUGCGUCCACAGUUAUUGACGACGGUGAGACGUUAAUGAAGGACCCACUUAGUUCCGUGGACCACAUAGAAUCAAAAUGCGAGGAGCUGAGACGGACGAGCGCUUUACUUAUUGAUAAAAUACAGAAACGGAACUUACUGUUGACCAAAGCCCGGGAACUGAUGGACAGGAUAGAUAAGGCGAACGAAUGGUGCGCAACGGGUGUAGAGAUCCUGGCGGGUGAGGGCGGUCUCAUUGCCGUGGACAAGUUGCUUGAAGACGCCAAGAGCUUCGGUCUGACUGCACCAGAAGAGUUCCGCGACAUGCUGCUGCAGAGCGCCACGCAAGAGACCAGAGCGCUCGUCGCUCAGGUGGCGCAGCGCGUGGAGGACGUGUGGCUGAUGGUGUCGGUGAAGCGCGCGUCACUGCAGCGCGCCGCGGCCCGCCCCGCGCGCCCCGUGCAGUCCGUGCCCCCGCAGACAGCCGCACUGCCGCUGCCGGUGCCGCUGCCGGUUCUACAGAUGGAAACGUCAGGCGGGUCAGAGAGCUCCGGCGGCGAGGACGCGGAGGCGCGGCGAGCGCGGCGCGGGCACGUGCUGGCCGAGCUGCUGCAAACAGAGCGGAUCUACGUGCAGGAGCUCGGCUCUAUACUCACUGGUUAUAAAGAAGAAAUAGAGAAACCGGAGAACCAACACGUCAUACCCGCAGCGCUAGUCGGUCAGGCUAACGUGCUCUUCGGCAAUCUUCACGAGCUGUUCACAUUCCACCAGGAUAUCUUCCUUAAAGACUUGGAGAAAUCAAUAUCUGCUACGGAAUUAGUUGCGCUGUGCUUUGUGGAAAAGAGGGAGACAUUCUUCCGACUGUACAGCUACUACUGCCAGAACAUCCCUCGCUCGGAGCGGCUGCGCGAGGCGCUGGUCGACACCCACCUCUUCCUACAGGCGUGCCAGCAGCGGCUAGGCCACAAGCUACCUCUGGCAGCCUACCUGCUCAAACCUGUGCAGAGGAUCACCAAGUAUCAGUUGUUACUUAAGGACCUACUAAGGUACAGUGAAUGCGGAACUAUGAGCGCUGGUCUACAACAAGCUUUAGACUGCAUGCUGGUCGUGUUGAAAUGUGUCAAUGACUCCAUGCACCAGAUUGCCAUCACCGGUGUACCGGUGGAUCUGAGCCAGCAAGGCGAGCUGCUGCUGCAGGGCUCGUUCCUGGUGGUGUCGGAAAACAAGCGCGACCUGCGGCUGCGCCUGCGUCCGCGCCGCCGCCACAUCUUCCUCUACGAGAAGGCGAUGCUCUUCUGCAAGCCCGCCGCCAAGAACAGCCACAACAAGGCCACCUAUCACUUUAAACAUGAUUUACAGAUGGCACAGAUAGGUCUGACGGAGUCUGUGAAGGGAGACCCGCGCAAGUUCGAGGUGUGGCGUCAGGGGCGCGCGGAGGUGCACACGCUGACUGCGCCCGCAGCAGACGUGAAGCGCACCUGGGUGGAGCGCAUCAAGCGCGUCCUGCUCGACCAGCUCAACGAGCUCAAGGGAGAGAAGGUGCGCCAGUACAGCGCGCAACACAGGACGUUGAUCCAGACGAGCUCGUGGGAGGCGGGCGCGCUGGCGGCGGUGCGCGCGCCGGUGGGGGGAGGUGGGGGGGCGCGGGCCGCCUCCUGCGACACACAGGACGAGCCCUGCUGGUCCACGGACCCCUCUGAUGAUGAUGACGACGACACCGAACACGCACCGGCUGUGGGGUGCUUGCUGGUGGCGUUAUCGGAGUACAGUGCGGUGGGCGCGAGCGAGGUAUCACUGCGCGAGGGCCAGCACGCCGAGCUACUCAAGGUCGGCUGCGCCGGCUGGUGGUACGUGAGACUCGCGGGCGGGCAAGGCGAGGGCUGGGCGCCUGCCGCUUACCUAGAUCAGCGCAAGACGUCGCGCUCGUCCAGCCGCUCGCACGACCGCCUGCACGACCACUAGCUGACGUCACUCGCGCUCGUGUCGCUCACGUCGCGUCGCCGUGUCGUGCUGUACAACAAACUUAGUGUACAUUAACUUCUUCGAUUCAAAAUUGUUAUACUUUAGUUCGACGCUCGUUUAUGUUGUGAUUGUUGAUUCGUUUGAAAUUUGUUUCUUAUUUCGAAAAUUAAAGGUAAUUCUAGUGAAUUUUUUGAUGGUCGUUGUUGAAUUGGAUUUAUCGUACUUAUAUUUGGAAAUUUGGAUACAUUUAUUUGUACUAAAUGUAAACAUUUUUCUGUACCAUAAGGAAUAUACAGUUUCUUAGAAGACGUAACGAAAGCCCUGCCACCCCACUUGUUAUUGUUAAUGUCGAACUAUUUACAGUAAAACAAUAUUAUUGUUAAUGUAUGUAAUGUUCUGAUGAAGCUUUAUUGUAAAGUAGUGUUAGGUUUAGUCCGUUAACGUUACGAUUAUUCAAAUCCAAAGCUAUAUUUAGUGGCAUAGGAGUUGUUAAAGAGCUGUAGUGGAUUCAUGUUUCUUUUUCGUGUAAAUAUUUCUCUUCUUUAAUUAAUUUUAGUUAUUUAUUUGGAAGCUAGUUGUUUUUUAACUUUUUAUUAUAAGUUCUCCAUGACAGAUAGUGUUUUGUUGUUUAUGGACAUUCUACGUUUGUGUUUUUUCUAUUGGUGUAUUGAAUGUGCCUGUAUAGUCUGUGGUAAGGAAAUCAUAAUUCGUAUCAAAUAAAUCAUCUUACUUCAUAUCAAAUCAUAUUUAUUAUAAUUGUGAGAGCUUUGUCUAUGAACUAAAAGUUUUCUUAUUAAAAAAAUAUUAUGAUUGUGAACAUAAAAUAUAAAUAAUCAAUUGUUUGCGUGAUGUCAAACAUAUUCUCUAAUGCUAAGUAUUAAUUCUAUACUAGUCGGUGUGAUUUAUUUUACAUCUUUUUAACUUUUAUUUGUAGUUUUGUAUCUCAAAUCGUAGCACUUUAGCAUGCGAUCGCCGCCUUUCAUUGUCAACUUACGUGUCUAUAUUAUUUGAUCAUCAAAUGCUUAUUGGCCACUGACUUCUAUAUGUGGAUAGGCUAUAAACCUUGACAUUUUGAGCCUAUUUGAUUUUUCACCAUUUGGCGCUGACGGUUGCCGUUAGUAGCGGUGGUAAGGAUUCGAACUAAUAAUACUGUAUUGUAUUGUAGAGAUAACAUUAAUAGCAAUUCACCAGGCGCGAUUAAGUCAA